Molecule: messenger RNA, 3221 nt
Organism: Clarias gariepinus (North African catfish)
Lineage: Eukaryota; Metazoa; Chordata; Actinopteri; Siluriformes; Clariidae
Gene: g6fl
Product: g6f-like
Exons: 14
Coding region: 79-1818 (579 amino acids)
Biological process (GO): T cell activation; interleukin-15-mediated signaling pathway; positive regulation of ERK1 and ERK2 cascade
Cellular component (GO): external side of plasma membrane; membrane raft
Molecular function (GO): MHC class II protein binding; protein tyrosine kinase binding
Source: RefSeq, a predicted model, not a curated record
CUACAUGAUGCACAGUAACCACCCUACAUGCCUCUCUUUAUUAUCUUAAAGAGCACAUAGAUAGAUGAAUGCACCAGUAUGAGGUCUUAUUCUCUUGUUUUUGCUGUUGCUUACUUUUGUGAAUGUUUCAGUUUUCCUCUGGAAGAGCAAAGAAUUAAUGAAUGGAGUGAUGUGAUCAUGGAAGAAGAAGGCAAGCCUGUCACCCUGCGCUGCUAUGACGAAUCCUCUGUACCUCUAAGGCAGGUCCAAUGGUUGACGAUGCUAAACAGGGGAGAGACCUGGACGAAUCUGUUUUCGGUGGAUGUUAGCAGAGCGAGAUUGGACGGGAGGCAAUUGCACCAGUCAGGCAGAACCCUGGAGAUAUCUCAUAAAUUUUCCAUGCAUUUUACUGCCACGGUGCAAAACAGAGGUCUCUACUCCUGCCUUAUGGAGAAGGAGGACAGGACGAUCAAAGAGAGGAUUGUACUUCUGGCUGUUAUUAAACUGACCUUAGAUCCGGCUCCUGUCAUUCCCAUCUACAGCACAGUGAGGCUGAAAGCUGAGGUCUCUCCCUUCUACGCCGUAGCGAGUGGGACGUGGCUUUCACUCACCGGUUCCCCGUUACCCACUGACAAGUCCUCGCCAGGCACCCUGCUCACCAAACUGCCCCGUGUCACCCGCGAUGACAGCGGCACUUACACCUGCAACAUUAGUGUGAAUAGCCAAAGCAGCAAACCUGUCUACAGAUACAGAGUGAAAGUGAGGGUUAAAGGUGAGAAACCGCAUUCACCUGCACACAUGACCCAACUCAUGGAGCAGUUGGAGACCUGCGACGAAGAGGAUUCAAGUACUGGGUUCAACGAUGAAAAGAAUGCGGCUGUUUUUACCAACAUUACAUACGCAAGACCAGAGUCCAGUCUGGCAGCUCUGUCUCGGUCGGCUGUCACAAUCCCCUGCUCUGACAUCAACGGCGACUACGUCCUUCUCUACUGGUGGCGUGUAGGUUCCUUAAAAUCAGAUCCACAGCUGAUCUUCCAGUUUGACCGCUGGAGAAAUUCCCUGAAGCAGUCGAAUCCCCGCCUCUGCUUGCACAACCGCUCCUCUGUGCUUCCUGGAAACUUCUCCUUCCUCUUGUGGCCGGAGUUAAAAGACGCAGGCAGAUAUCAGUGUGAGGUCUUCAGGGAUGACCAGGUUUUCGCCCAGGCCACAACACUGACCGUUUUAAACGGCUAUGUUACACCUUCCUCUUCCUCUAUGUUGCUGACCUGUGAGUAUUCCACCCCUUCCGGGUUCCCUCCUCUAAAAUGGUCGCACGACCAAAAGCCUGAACACCAGCUCCCUUUAACUGCAGUUCCUGGUCAGAAGAUCUUAACCAUAGAUCUCCCAAUAACCCCAGAUACAGCCGGCCAGUACGUCUGCGCUCUGAAGCUACAAAAUGGCCAAACCGUCAAAUACCGUUACACUGCCAUGUUGCCUUCUACAGAGCCACCUUGCUGUGUGACUAAGCUGCCUGAUAAAUUAACCACCGACUCUGCUGUCCCUCUGCUGCAGCCUACUGACGGUACCGUUCUUCUCCUGCCUCUCUCCAUUCUCCUCUUUUUGGUACCCGUGAUUGCUGUUGCUGUCGGCCUGUUGCUAUGGAGACGAGGACCUUGCACCUUCCCUCGGAAUGUGGAGCGCAGUCUGUCUUACUACUCGGGAGAAGUGGAGAACAUCUAUGAAAAUCCCGAGGACCUGAUACAGGCUUCUCCACAAAAUGCGGUGUACAUGGAUCUGAAGCUCACAGGCGAGACGGAUGUUUAUAGGGAAUUAGACAGAUAUGACCCGUGUUGCGGUUAAGUUCACACAUUUGGAUGACAUUAAAAUGCAUUUUGUGAUAUCAUCUAACACUUUUAUCAGUGAAGGGAUGUACAGUACAUAAUGGUGAAAACUUUAAACACUGAUAAAUCACAAUAAAUCAUCAUUACGGCUUUUGAGUUUAAGGUCACUAUCGCUGGGUGAUGAAUCUGAGGCACGUUCAAGUCUCAAGGGUUAAAAACUACAUUUAUUUUUCUAUAUAAUCCCCCUGCUACACUAAUGCACUUAUCCCAGCGUUUCACUAGUGCUUGGACACCAUCGAGGUAGAAGGUCUUACUGCUUUAUGCCAUCUGAAACACUGGCCUACCAGAAACUCCCUUAGUGGCCCAAAAAUGACUUGGAGUGAGGUCAAGACUGUAUUAUGGGGAUGCGGUAAUAACUCCAAGCUGAGGUCAAUCCCGCAAAUUGGAGACAAGUUAUACAUUGAUUUUCCGGGAUCAGGUGUUCCACUUACAGAAUGUUCACAGGAAAGACUACAACGGGUUCCGAGCCACCUCACCCAGGAUCAUCAUUCACAAACAUACAAAAAGACUUUUUAAAAAUGUGUGCACCAUUUACAUGCGAGUGAGAGUCUCAACAUCGAACGGUGCUUGAAGUCUUAUGUACAGUAAAUGUCACAUUUCACACCAUCAUUCAUGAGAAAUUUCACCAAAGGUCCCGGUUUGACUUGAACACGGCUUGUAUAACAAUACAAACAAAACUAGAAUGGCGGUAGUGGUGAUGGUGAUGGUGGUGGUGGUGAUGGCAAUGCCACCUUACAACACCAGGGUCUUAGAUUCGAUCCUGGGCUCGGAUUACUGUCUGUAUGGAGAGUCACAUGUCUUCCCAGCAUCCUCAUAUUUUGUGUGAAAGUUUGUGUACAUUGUGCCAUGUAACCCUGAUCAGGAUAGGAAAUGACCGAAAUUAAAUAAACUAGACUGUUUAACUACCCUGAAUCACCUACUGUAAGGAUUGUUAAUGCAAAUUCACAGUACAGUAUGUGCAAAACUUUGUAUUCCCUUCAGACACAAAAAUAAAAUGAUAUUGAAUUCUUACCAACAAGAUGUUUAAUGUGAUGAGCUGUACAGUAUAUGCAUCGCUUAAUUGUCCCAAGUAACAAACAUGGUACAAUGUUGUAUGCUUUGAUAUUAACAUGAAUAAAACAUAUACAGGUUUUUUUUGUUUUGUUUUUUUUUACUGUUGGAUGUGUUAUAAAUAUUCUCUAUUGACUCCUACGCCUCCAGCCUCUUUCAUAUCUCAUGAACAGCUUUAGAAUGCUCUCGGUGUUACCUUGUUAUUCAUUCCCUGCUUUUUAUUAGCAGUUACUUUAAUGAUUUGAUUCUUUUAAAAUGCAAGCAAAUUGAACAUUUUGGAUUCAUUUGAUUAACCCAUAAAUACCAUUUUAG